GGUUUUCCCAAAAGAAAACCAGAAAAAAUGUUCGAUAUUAAGGCUUGGGCUGAAUACAUCGUGGAGUGGGCUGCAAAGGACCCAUAUGGCUUUCUUACUACAGUGAUCUUGGCCCUUACGCCACUGUUCGUAAUUAGUGCAGCACUUUCAUGGAAGCUGGCAAAAAUGAUUGAGGCCAGGGAGCGAGAGCAAAAGAAGAAACAGAAACGCCAAGAGAAUAUUGCAAAAGCCAAACGAACAAAGAAGGAUUAAAUGGGGAAAAACAGGCCUUCGUUGUGCAGAGAAUCCACUUUUUAAAUGUAUACUUGUACAUUUUGCGUUGUAACUGUCCUUUGAUACUUGAUCCUGUUAUUUCUUGAAGUAUGAAAUUUAAUCCCUUUAGUGUAUUUUUUUUCUGAUGAGAUGGUUUGUGUUAAAAUUUGCCCAAGUGACACAUUACAGUAAUUUAAUCUACUACUUUGUUCUGGUGCGGGUUGCUUUUCCAAAUUUGCAUGU
Apaloderma vittatum (bar-tailed trogon) is the source of this 495-nucleotide messenger RNA. RefSeq names its product small integral membrane protein 15 (gene SMIM15). The record is from RefSeq and is a predicted model, not a curated record. Lineage: Eukaryota; Metazoa; Chordata; Aves; Trogoniformes; Trogonidae. The transcript has a single exon. Bases 28 to 252 code for a protein of 74 amino acids.